AUGGAUCUCCUUCCCCCCAAGCCCAAAUACAACCCACUUCGGAAUGAGUCUCUGUCAUCGCUGGAGGAGGGGGCUUCAGGGUCCACCCCCCCGGAGGAGCUGCCUUCCCCAUCAGCCUCAUCUCUGGGGCCUAUCCUGCCACCUCUGCCUGGGGACGAUAGUCCCACCACCCUGUGCUCCUUCUUCCCCCGGAUGAGCAACCUGAAGCUGGCUAACCCAGCUGGGGGGCGCCCGGGGCUGAGGGGGGAGCCAGGAAAGGCAGUGGAGGAUGGGGAGGGGAUGGCAGGGGCAGCCUUGCUGGACUCAGGCCCCCUGCACCUCCUCCAGGACAUGAACAAGCUGAGUGGAGGCGGCGGGCGCAGGACUCGGGUGGAAGGGGGCCAGCUGGGGGGCGAGGAGUGGACCCGCCACGGGAGCUUUGUCAAUAAGCCCACGCGGGGCUGGCUGCAUCCCAACGACAAAGUCAUGGGACCCGGGGUUUCCUACUUGGUUCGGUACAUGGGCUGUGUGGAGGUCCUGCAGUCAAUGCGUGCUCUGGACUUCAACACCCGGACUCAAGUGACCAGGGAGGCCAUCAGUCUGGUGUGUGAGGCUGUGCCAGGUGCUAAGGGGGCAACAAGGAGAAGAAAGCCCUGUAGCCGCCCACUCAGCUCCAUCCUGGGGAGGAGUAACCUGAAAUUUGCUGGAAUGCCAAUCACUCUCACAGUCUCUACCAGCAGCCUCAAUCUCAUGGCAGCUGACUGCAAACAGAUCAUAGCCAACCACCACAUGCAAUCCAUCUCGUUUGCAUCUGGCGGGGAUCCGGACACAGCUGAAUAUGUUGCCUAUGUUGCCAAAGACCCCGUGAAUCAGAGAGCCUGCCACAUCUUGGAGUGUCCUGAAGGACUUGCCCAGGAUGUCAUCAGCACUAUUGGCCAGGCCUUUGAGUUGCGCUUCAAACAGUACCUCAGGAACCCACCCAAGCUAGUCACUCCCCACGACAGGAUGGCUGGCUUUGAUGGCUCCGCUUGGGAUGAGGAGGAGGAAGAACCACCAGACCAUCAGUACUAUAAUGACUACCCAGGGAAGGAACCCCCUCUUGGAGGGGUGGUGGAUAUGAGGCUUCGGGAAGGAGCCAUCCCAGGGGCUGCUCGAUCUACUCCACCCUGUGCUCAAACCCCCAGCCACCUGGGGGCUACACUGCCUGUAGGGGGAGACACAGAAGUCCGCAAACAGAUGCCACCUGCACCGCCUUGCCCAGCAGGCAGAGAGCUCUUUGAUGAUCCCUCCUAUGUCAACAUCCAGAACCUAGACAAGGCCCGGCAAGCAGGGGGUGGGGGCAUGUCCCCCAAUCCUGCCAUCAAUGGCAGUGCACCCCGAGAUAUCUUUGACAUGAAGCCCUUUGAAGAUGCCCUCCGGAUGCCUCCACCUCCUCAGUUGGUGUCCAUGGCUGAGCAGCUCCGAGGGGAGUCCUGGUUCCAUGGGAAGCUGAGCCGGCGGGAGGCUGAGGCCUUGCUGCAGCUCAAUGGGGACUUCCUAGUACGCGAGAGCACAACCACGCCUGGCCAGUAUGUGCUCACCGGCUUGCAGAGUGGUCAGCCCAAACACUUGCUCCUGGUGGACCCUGAGGGUGUGGUUCGGACAAAGGAUCACCGCUUUGACAGUGUCAGUCAUCUCAUCAGCUACCACAUGGACAAUCACUUGCCCAUCAUCUCUGCGGGCAGCGAACUUUGUCUACAGCAGCCUGUGGAGCGGAAACUGUGA
Chrysochloris asiatica (Cape golden mole) is the source of this 1743-nucleotide messenger RNA. RefSeq names its product SHC (Src homology 2 domain containing) transforming protein 1 (gene SHC1). Gene Ontology annotation, cellular component: plasma membrane. Gene Ontology annotation, biological process: cell surface receptor protein tyrosine kinase signaling pathway; intracellular signal transduction. The record is from RefSeq and is a predicted model, not a curated record. Lineage: Eukaryota; Metazoa; Chordata; Mammalia; Afrosoricida; Chrysochloridae. Gene Ontology annotation, molecular function: receptor tyrosine kinase binding. The coding region runs from base 1 to 1743 and encodes 580 amino acids. The transcript has 12 exons.